UAUCAAAAUGGAAAACAAAUCUGCGCAAUAUAAGUACUGUAUAGUGCCGGGAUGCAAAAGCACAACUGUCCGAACAUCCAACAAACAUUUUUUUACUCUACCAAAAGAACCAAAACGUCGAUUAAAAUGGCUAAAGGCAUGCAGGCGAGAUAAAAAGGAUAUUUCACAAAAAAGCAUAGGUCUUUAUGUCUGUGAGGAUCAUUUUGAUUUGGAACAAGAUAUGGAUAACUAUAUAAAAUUCAAGAUUAUGGGUGGUCCCAAAAUUAUUAAGUCAGGUGUUGUCCCGCACAUAUUUGAUUGUCAACCAGACAGAAAACGAGCUUAUUCUCAGCCUGUGAGGGAAGCAGCCCUUAAAAAGGUUUAA
Diabrotica virgifera virgifera (western corn rootworm) is the source of this 364-nucleotide messenger RNA. Its product is annotated as THAP domain-containing protein 2-like. Bases 8 to 364 code for a protein of 118 amino acids. The record is from RefSeq and is a predicted model, not a curated record. The transcript has 2 exons. Gene Ontology annotation, molecular function: sequence-specific DNA binding. Lineage: Eukaryota; Metazoa; Arthropoda; Insecta; Coleoptera; Chrysomelidae.